Thrips palmi is the source of this 3890-nucleotide messenger RNA. It is a transcript of the gene SCaMC, whose product is annotated as calcium-binding mitochondrial carrier protein SCaMC-3. Gene Ontology annotation, molecular function: calcium ion binding; ATP transmembrane transporter activity. Lineage: Eukaryota; Metazoa; Arthropoda; Insecta; Thysanoptera; Thripidae. Gene Ontology annotation, cellular component: mitochondrial inner membrane. The transcript is spliced from 10 exons. Gene Ontology annotation, biological process: transmembrane transport. The record is from RefSeq and is a predicted model, not a curated record. The coding region runs from base 114 to 1604 and encodes 496 amino acids.
UGGCCUGGCUGGCCUGGCGCCCCACUCCUCGAGUCCACCUGCAGCCUGCAGCCUCGCUGCAAACAGCGAGGCACGGUACCACCAGCGCCGCGACCAGCUCGACGGGGUCGGAGAUGGAGAUCCCCAAGUCCACGAGCACGGUGCGCGUCGAGGUGUUCUCCAGGUGCACCUGCGACCUGUGUCUGUCAGGGAGAGGACAUGGAGUUGGUCUGUCCCAUGCGGAUGAAGUACGUCUUGAAGAACUGUUCAAGCAAUUAGAUAGAGAUGGCAACGGCAGGAUUGACAUCCAGGAGCUGUCCAACGCGCUCAAAGACUCGGGCGUGCACCACACCUAUGCCAAGAAAUUCAUUGAACACUCCGAUGCCAACAAAAGCGGUGACGUCUGCUUAUCCGAAUUUAUUGAGUAUGUCCGAGAACAUGAGAAGCAUUUGCGGUUGUCGUUUAGUCACAUUGACAAAAAUAAAGAUGGACGCAUUGAUCAAGAUGAACUUGUUCGAGCUUUCAAGGACCUCGGAGUUGAUAUUGAUCACAGGGAGGCUCUUAAACUCCUGCAGCGGAUGGACAGAGAUGGCAGUCUCAACAUCAGCUUCGAUGAGUGGCGUGAUUACUUAAUGUAUGCUCCGAGCACCAACAUCCAUGACCUCAUCAAAUACUGGCGCCACUCCACUUACCUGGACAUCGGGGAAGACAUGAACGUCCCCGAUGACUUCACCCAGAACGAAAUGGUGACGGGUAUGUGGUGGCGCCACCUGGUGGCUGGAGGCGUUGCUGGCGCGGUGUCCCGAACUUGCACGGCGCCGCUCGACAGACUCAAAGUGUACCUGCAGGUCCAUGGAACCAAGUCAACCAGUAUUAAAACAUGUCUUCAAAGCAUGUUGCAUGAAGGUGGAUUCUGGAGUCUUUGGAGGGGAAAUGGCAUUAAUGUACUCAAAAUCGCUCCAGAAUCUGCUAUUAAAUUCAUGGCAUACGAGCAAGCUAAAUGUGUUAUUCGUGGAACUCAGGCAAGAGAGCUCACAAUUUAUGAGCGUUUUUGUGCUGGUUCUCUUGCUGGUGGUGUUAGUCAAACUAUCAUAUAUCCUCUAGAGGUGAUGAAAACUAGGCUUGCAUUGCGCAAAACAGGACAGUACAAGAGCAUAGUAGAUGCAGCUAGGAAAAUAUAUUUACACGAAGGCCCUAAAAGCUUCUACAGAGGCUAUGUUCCGAAUUUGCUGGGUAUUAUUCCUUAUGCUGGUAUUGAUCUGGCUGUGUAUGAAACACUGAAAAAUUCUUAUCUCCGAAAACAUUCAUCCAACGAGUCACCCUCUGUUUUUCUCCUUCUGGCUUGUGGAACAAUUUCAAGUACUACUGGUCAAGUUUGCAGCUAUCCACUAGCAUUAGUUCGCACACGUUUACAAGCACAAGUAAUCACUGCCCAGCCGGGUGGAACCAUUGCUGCACACCCCAGCACCAUGACAUCACUCAUCAGAGAAAUCUUCAGAAAUGAGGGUGUCUCAGGACUAUACCGUGGCCUCACUCCAAACUUCAUGAAGGUUGCCCCGGCUGUUGCAAUUAGUUAUGCUACAUAUGAAAGAUGCAGGGAAACGUUGGGUGUGAACAUGACGUGAUGGUGUUUUUUAUUAAUCUUAGAAAAUGAUUAAUUGAAAGAACUCCAUGUGAAGGGUAGGGCAGAUAGCUGUAUGUUGUGUGAGUUACUGGCAGGCCAGCUCACAUACCUACCAGCACUCAGUGUGGGCAGCCACCCACUUUAACUUAAUUUAUAUUUAUUUUUGUGAUGUGAAAUGGUCAGGGUGUAAGUCAUCAAGCACUGCUGAGAUCCCCAGUCCCAAUCCCCGGCUUUCAUAUUUCUUUGUUUGUUUUUUCAAGCUCUUGAGUAUUCCUUUUUACUCUUGAAAAACUUGCAAUGUCAACAUUGGUUAGCACUUUUUACUCUGCUUUCCUUCUUUUUAUUAAUUUGACUAUGUGUUCCAAUUGUUCUACAGUUUAAUUGGAGCAGUGUUUGUGUUGUUUCCCCACAUCAGUAAACAGAAAUUUAGGAGAAAAUUGUGAUAGAAGUUUCUGUAGAGAAUACUCUCUCAGCAGUGGACUUGACUAAUUUAGAUAUGUAUAAGCAGCUGUGAUUUCAUUACUUUUAAGAUUUCCCAGUGGUAUUAGGACAAAGUGUGUAUGGUUUCUCUUCUGUGUCUCUUAUUUUCCAUUGCUUCUCUUGUCUUAGUCAUCAAUCUUGAAAACUUUCACUAUCUUUGCUUACCAGAAUAAAGUACUUCAAAAAACUCUGUAUCUCUGUUAUUAAAUUAUAUGGUUAAACUCCAUUCACAUCUGCAAAUUUUUAAAUUUGACUGAUAGUUUCAUAGACCAGAAUACUGUACUGAAGCAAAUGGAAGAUUCGAAGUCACCAUUAGAUAGGAAUGCUGGUGUUUGAAUAUUGUUGUGUCAUUAUUUAGCUGUGAUUUUGCUUAACUUGCCAGUAAUUUUAAGGGAAAGUGUGAAUUCCAUAUGAACUGGGAUGUCAAGGAAAUGUUUCACUGAAAUGAUAUUUGUUGAUUUGUCCCAAUUGUUAUUGUUACUAGAGGCAUAUUCAAACCUCUUACAACUACCAUAUUUUUAUCUGGAAAUAGCUUGGGUUGCGCAAGUGUCUUAAUUUUAGCUUGGUUCAAGUUAAUGAAUAGACUUUUCCCCUUCUUGGUGUUUGUAUUUCCCCAAGAUUGAAAGCAGAAGUGUAACAAUAUUGCUUCCUACCAGAUGGUUAGCUUUAUUAGUUAAUUCAGUAUUUGCAGGCGAAUACUGUGUUCCUUUUGGUUUGGCCCAUGUGCAAAAAGCGCCACCAAAUACUCUUAACUUAAAUGAUAAACAGGAAAAACUAAAUAUUUUUCCCACAUAAUUUCUUUUUCAGCUCUAUGCUGGUGUUUCUCUUAUAGUAUUCACUCACAAUUUUCCUUCUUUAGGGUUAAGCAGACAAAUAAAUGCUCAGAUCUCUUUUUAAGCAUUUUGUAAUCUCUUGUCUGAAAUUUUUCCUUCAGUAGAAAAUGGAUGUUUAACUUUUCAGGAUUUAUAUUUUGAACUGUGUAUAUAGAUAGCCAUACCAUUGUAUGUAAACUCUUGUUUUGAAGUGUUACUUGUAAAUUACAGAUUUUUCACCUUUUAGAAAGUUAAACCUGUUUUUUUGUUCCCAUUUCCUUACACUUUUUUGCUUCUUUCAUCUUAUGUAUUUCUAAAUAGUAGCUUUUUUUUCAAUACAUAUUCCAGCUGCAAAGACUGAUUUUUAUGGCUGAAUCACUAUUCUAUGUUAUACAUUCCCAUCAAAAGCCCUGUAGAUUAUUUUCAAAGAAUUAUAAUAAUAUUUCAUGAACAUAAUUAACGGAUAUGAGGCAAGUAUCAAAGGCUUGCAGUUGUGAAUGCAUGAUGUAUAAAUACCGUCCAUGUGAAAAAAAUUCAAUCUCUGGAACUAUGUGCUAGCCAGCCUUUGCUUAAAAAUUUCACUUUUGGUACAGAAGCAGGAUUCAUUGAACAUACCACCUUACAACAAAGAGGUGCAAAUGAACUAGCUUGAGCAUUAAACUGAUCUAGUAUGUGAGUGUUCUCUCUCUCUCAUGUAUCAUUGUCUUCCAAUCUUUAAUGACAUGUAGGUCAAUUUAAUCUAUUUUCAUGAUAUUCUAUCUAGGGUUUGGAAAUGUGCUUCCAAAAUGGAAAUGUCUUUCCCUUGUUUAGCCAGAGAUAAAUUCCAAUCCUCUACCAGCUACACCAAACGUGUUAUUCCAUAAGUAUAAGUAUUUUUCUUGUCUACUGCUUAUGUAACAGCACAGAUUAAAAUUAGGACACAACAAUUUGUUGGAAUGGUGCAUUAAAUAGGGUCCUUGUUGUUAUGGCUACACAUUAAAUUUAUUGUAUGGUUA